Clupea harengus (Atlantic herring) is the source of this 3731-nucleotide messenger RNA. It is a transcript of the gene igfn1.2, whose product is annotated as immunoglobulin-like and fibronectin type III domain-containing protein 1. Bases 101 to 3442 code for a protein of 1113 amino acids. The record is from RefSeq and is a predicted model, not a curated record. The transcript has 17 exons. Gene Ontology annotation, molecular function: protein binding. NCBI's taxonomy places the organism in Eukaryota, Metazoa, Chordata, Actinopteri, Clupeiformes, Clupeidae.
AGGAGACAUUGAUCCAGCUUUCUGGGAAGUUCUGUUAUCUGCUCCCAAGAAAGACUAUGAACGCGUUUGUUUUGAAUUUGGAGUGACAGACUUCCGUUGGAUGCUCAAGAAAUUGAGCUUAAUGAAGAAGGAGAGAGAGAAGGAGCAGGCAAAGGUUGUCGAGAAUGUGCAAAAUGUGAAACAGAUUGAAGUGAAAACCAGCGGAAAGGCCGAAUUUGAGGUUGACAUGCAGCUGAAGGACCCUAAUAGUCAAGUUCACCUCUUUAAGGAUGGUGUCAAGAUUGAUUAUGGCACUGGCGGUGAUAAGAAACAUAAUCUUGAGCAAGUAGGCAGCAAGUAUUUAUUCAGCAUCAAAGAUCUUGGGCCAGACGAUGCUGGGCUUUAUCAAGUGGAUGUAGAAGACGCCAAUGUGCUCUCUUCUAAUUUCAAAGUUCCUGAUGUUGAAUUUGCUUCCGCAAUUAAAGACUGCAAAGCCAAGGAAGGCGAGAAUGCUACAUUUGAGUGUGGCCUGUCUGCUCCGGUUGAUAAAAUCAUGUGGUAUGGAAAUGAUGUAGCAAUGGAAGAUGAAGCGAAAUAUGAAAUCACUGUUUCAGAAGACAAGUUAAAUCACAAAGUUGUGAUAAAAGACCUUGACAUGGCAGAUCAGGGCACCAUUACUGCCAUAGCGGGUAUAGUCCCAAGCAAAGCCUCACUGGUUGUUAUAGAGGAUCCGAACCGACGCAGAGGCAAAGGAAGUGGUGACGACGAUGAGGCAGCACGACUCGCAGCAGAGAGAGCCAGGCUCCAAAAGGAGAAGGAUGAUCUGGAGGCCAAGAGACGGGCAGAGAGAGAUGCGGCUGCAGCUAUGUCUGGAGGAGACGGAUCUGGACUCGGAGACGGAUCUGGACUCGGAGAUGGAUCUGGACUCGGAGACGGAUCUGGACUUGGAGACGGGUCAGGUGGUGAUGGUUCUGGACUAGAUGGAUCUGGUGGUGACGGCUCAGGGGAUGGCAAAGAUAAGCGCAACAGGACAGGCCCUCUGGUACCUGACACCAUAAUAGAUCCAUCCGUCCAUUUCGCCAGUGGAUUAACAGACACCAGCGCUAACAAGGGAGACAAGGCUGAGCUGAGCUGUGUUCUCAACAGCGAGAGCUGCGAGGGCGUAUGGUUCAAGGAUGGAAAGAGGUUGACAUCAACAGAGGGUAUUACUGUUAUAAAAGACGGGGCCACCCACAAACUGAUCAUCCAUAGCUGCUCUGAGGAGGAUGCAGGGAAAUAUCGAUUUGAGGCAGCCGGGCGGAAAUCAGAGGCUAUGCUCAUCAUUCAAGACCCACCAAAGAUUGACUUGGAUUCUUUGAAAAAAUUCCAAGAACCUGUCAUCAUCAGAGCAGGUGAAAAUGCCUCGUUCAACCUGAAGUUCAUGGGGUUGGAGCCGAUGAAGGUGCAGUGGUUCAAGGAAGGUGAUGAGCUACUGCCAGGCCUGAACGUGAGGACCGACUCCUCUACCACUGGUAGCUCCCUGCUCCUGACUAAAUGCCAACGGAAAGACACUGGAGAAGUCCAAAUCAAAAUCAAAAACGAGCAUGGCACCAUUGAGGCCACCACAAGGCUGAUUGUUCUGGACAAACCCACCCCACCACAGCCACCAGUAGAGGUUGUAGAGAGUUCACUGAGUGCUAUUGAAAUCAAAUGGCGCCCCCCGAAGGAUGAUGGUGGAUGCCCAGUCACCAACUAUGUGUUGGAGCGCCAGCAACUGGGGCGCAACACCUGGAACAAGAUAGGGGAGAUCCCUGGUCAGCCCUCAUACAGGGACACAAACAUAGACCACGGCAGGAAGUAUGUCUACCGUAUUAAGGCUAAGAAUGUUGAAGGCAUCAGUGAUAUGAUGGAGACAGAUGACAUUGCUGCUGGCGUCUUGGCCCUCCCUGGUUCCCCAGCUCCUCCAAAGAUAGUCAGUGCUUUUAAGGAUUGUAUCAAUUUGACAUGGCCUCCUCCAGCCAUCACUGGUGGAGUCAGCAUAAUUGGCUACAACCUGGAGAAACGCAAGAGAGGAAGCAACUUGUGGACUAUGGUGAAUCGUCCUAACGAGCCAAUCAAAGAGAAAAAGUGUGCAGUGAAAGAUCUCAUCGAGGGAGCUGAGUAUGAGUUCCGAGUGUCUGCCAUCAACAUCUCAGGGGCAGGAGAACCCAGCGUUCCCUCUGAACUGGUGUUUGCAAGAGACCCCAAGAAGCGUCCAGGGAAAGUCAUUGACCUGAAACUGACUGGCUCCAGCUACAAUAGCCUGAGUCUAUCAUGGACCAAACCAAAGGCAGUGACAGACGUUGAGGAUGAAGCCAAGGGCUACUUUGUGGAGAUCCGACCAAUCGAGAGCCUUGAGUGGAGUAGAUGCAACGCGACUGCCUCCAUUCAGACAUCCUUCAACGUGAUUGGUCUGAAGUCCAUGGCCAUGUACUGGGUCAGAGUGAUCGCCACCAAUGAUGGCGGAGAAGGAGAGCCACAGGGUUUCGACAAUUACAUCAUCGCCAUGCCUCCUCCUGUGAAGCCUCGGUUUACCGAUAAAAACCUGAAAACCUUUAUGGUCGUAAGAGCAGGAAACACAGUCCGAGUCAAUAUCAACUUUGAGGCCUCUCCGAUGCCAGAUAUCACCUGGCUGAAGGAUGGAGCUCCAGUGGGUCAUCAUGUUACCGUCAGCAACUCUCACAAGGGUUCCCAGCUGCUUAUCCCCACGUCUGAGCGCACAGACACCGGCAUCUACACCAUCGUCGUCAAGAACAUCGUCGGCCAGGAGACGUUCAACCUCGAGAUCAGAGUGACAGAUGACCCCAAGCCUCCGGGCCCCGUGGAACUGGAGCAGAACGUCCAAGACACGGUGACCCUCUCCUGGGUCCCGUCUCCAGACGAGAAGCGUGAUGAUCGGCUAUACUACUUGGUGAUGAAGCGCGACUCCGUCAAGCGUACCUGGCGCACUGUGGGUGACCGCCUCUUCAACAACAAGUUCACUGAAGGCAACAUCUUGCCAGGCCGAGAGUACAACUUCCGGGUGUUUGCAAAGAACGACAUGGGCAUGUCAGAGCCAGUAAUGGCCCCAACGUGGGGCACUGCGGCAAAGAAAGAGAAAUUUACCCUCAACUUCCCUGAGUCCAAGGCCCUGGACUUAGAGUGUCCUCCAAAGUUCCUGGUUCCUCUGAAGCUGCACGCUGCGCCCCAGGGCUACGAGUGCUACAUGAGCUGCGCGGUGAGCGGGAACCCUAGACCUCACGUCACCUGGUACCACAACAACGUCAAUCUCAACACUGACACCGACUACUACAUCUCCAACACCUGUGGCAUCUGCUCCAUGCUCAUCUUAAGAGUGGGCCCCAAAGACACUGGCGUGUACACGGUGGUGGCAGAUAGCCCUCUGGGGGUGGCAGAGUGCUCCACUCAACUCACCGUCCGGGGACUAGAAGAUGUUUCGCUCUGAAGACGCGCAUCAUUUUCCCUGGCUGAUUUCAAAAUGAAGGACAGAGACUGUAAGCCUAGCUCAUUUUGUGGAGGUUCAAGUCUGUAUACAUCAAGAAAUGUUGUCCAUGUCUCCAUGGCUUUAUUAACGCAUGAUAAACACAACAUUGAAAUAUUCGCUUCGGAAUAAAACUUUUCUGAAUUUGCAUAAGUGAUUUUAGGGGAAUCACAACAUCAGCUUAUGGAUGUUUAAUUGAAUAAAUCAUUUUGUGUCUGAAAUAAAUCGGUCUUCUGAAAAAAAUCUGUACCCA